Molecule: messenger RNA, 2127 nt
Organism: Ramularia collo-cygni
Lineage: Eukaryota; Fungi; Ascomycota; Dothideomycetes; Mycosphaerellales; Mycosphaerellaceae
Exons: 10
Coding region: 1-2127 (708 amino acids)
Biological process (GO): synaptonemal complex assembly; meiotic recombination checkpoint signaling
Cellular component (GO): nucleus
Source: RefSeq, a predicted model, not a curated record
AUGCCCGCAAAGCAGAUGCAGAAGACGCGCUUGGCGGCGACGACCACGAAGACUGCCAUAACCCAGAAGCAAAGCCUCGAGAUCGUGCAGACACUGAUACAUGGCGGUCUCAGCAGCGUGACUUAUUUGCGAUCCUUGUUCGCUGAGAAGGCUYUCAGCGAUCAGCUCUACGAGCUGAGCUCUCGUGUCCCAUCCUACCGAGACUAUGCAGACGGAAAGCUGCCCAAACGCUCGGGCGUGAAGCAAACACAAAUGCAAGUCUUGCGUCGAGGUCGUAGCCAAAGAGCGGACAAGUUUCUUGACUGGCUGGAGGAUGUUGCUUUUGUUGCCCUCAAGGACGGCACACUCAGGGCAGUGCAGGUUUACGUUCACACCGACCCCGAAGACCGUGAGAAGGUGGUCGAGACAUACACAUUCACUGUCAAAUACCACACCAACCACCCCAAUGGCCAAACGAUCGCCGGUCUUGAGGUUGAAAGCCCCGGCGGCCCUCCGCUCACUGUCGAGGCUACCAACCUUGCCUUGCAAGAUAUGCUUCGUGAUAUCAUGCAUGUCUGCAAUCAUCUUCCUGAGCUUCCAGCCAAGCGGUAUAUCUCGAUGACUUUGCACUAUACAGAGGACAUUGAAGAUGGGCACCCACCGGAAGGUUUCGAACCUAGCAACUCGAAUCAACUUCGGUUUGCAUCGGCGGAUGGAUGGGCGAGAACCACCUCGGACGUCAAGAAGCUACGCUCUGCGUUUCACAGCACCGCUCUGAAAGUGACCCAUCUCCAUCAGCCGGUUUUUGAUGGUAUGUCAUGCAUCAUGCAAUCGACUCGAAUUCCCACGGAGCUCGAAUACAACGACKCCAUCGCAAAAGGAGCAGAGCUCGGGUCUGUAACAAACUCUGAAGCAGAAGAUGUGACCAUCACCCCCUCGACCGUUGUUCCCAGCGAGCUUGGUACCGUGACCGAUGGUGGUAUUGCGACUCCGGUGGCUACCGCGACGGUGUUGCAUGUUCAAGACAGUCAAGCUAUGGUAUCUGAGAACGGCGACACCCAGACAACCAAUGCACCGCGCAUGAAGAGUGCUCUCGGGGGGUUCAUGCUCCCUGAGAGGCUGACACAGGGCGAUACACAGAUUCAGCAACUUAUGCGCCCGCCACCACCGCCGAGAGGGAAGUCUGCGUCAAAUCCGUCGACAUCUACCAAAGUCGCCGCAUCAGAGAAGAUGCUGCUUUUACCACAAGUCGCCAACAAGCUGCAACAGUCCAAAGCAAAGCUACGACAGGCCGCACUCAAGCUUGCUAGGCCGGUUGUGUCUCGGGAGAAAGGUGCCGAUAUUGUGAUGUGCCAGUGCGGACAUCUGGAAGAGGAAGGUGGAGAAAUGAUUGGCUGUUCGUACUGCGACACAUGGCAACACUUUCACUGUUACGGCUUCACAGGUCCCGAUGACCCCCGUGUUCCUGACGACCAUGCGUGCUACCAGUGCUUGCUCGCUGGUGAGGAUGAAAGUGCGUUGUCAGCGUUGAAAGAGCUCGCUCUCAAGCGCCGCGGCAUGAGCUUCGCCCUUCGAAUCGGCCUGUGGCGGAAGGGAAAUCUGGCCAAGGAGAUGAAUGUUGACGCUGACGUCGGUCGCGGCAUCCACGAUUACUUACGCACGGAAGGCUUCGUGGUUAAUGUCUACAAGUCUCACAAGCCAGGUUUUGCGGCCACUGGAAAACCACUCUUCAUUCCGGUGACAGAGGGUCCUGCUCACGAAAAGCUCAUUCGGGAACUGUUUGAUCCGCUGCUUCACAUUGAAAAUUACUACACCACACUCGCGCCAACGCCCUCCGAUUUCAUCGAACAGCAGUUGUACGCGCUCCGGCCUGCAGACAUGCCGGCGCCUUCAACGCCYCAUCAAAAAAAGAAGGGCUCUGCGACUCCAGCCUCGAACCUUGACCUGCGAUCAUCCAUGACUCCAUACGAGACUCCUAUGCUCUCUCAUUUCCCAUCCCGCAAGCGCUCCUCGGGUGAGCACGGCAUCCACGACACCCCAGCCAAGCGUCGCUCAGUUAGAACACCGCUGAAUCACCGUCUCAAAGCCAUUCAGACAGCACUCAUUCUCAACGGAGACGGCAUGUCUUCUAGCCCUGCCAAUCGGUAA